Messenger RNA from Zerene cesonia (dogface butterfly), 1689 nucleotides. Its product is annotated as O-acyltransferase like protein-like. Bases 1 to 1689 code for a protein of 562 amino acids. Gene Ontology annotation, molecular function: acyltransferase activity, transferring groups other than amino-acyl groups. NCBI's taxonomy places the organism in Eukaryota, Metazoa, Arthropoda, Insecta, Lepidoptera, Pieridae. The record is from RefSeq and is a predicted model, not a curated record. The transcript has 11 exons.
AUGAUAAGCUAUAAGAGGAAUUAUAUGAAGGCAUUUGACACGCAAUUAUAUAAAAGAGUUUUGGAUCCAAUAGAGUGUAAUAAGCAAUUGACCAUAUUAUCCAAUAGCACUUGGGCUUUACCGUUUCUGGAUGCUACUGCCAAACCUCCGAGUGGUAUCUUGACUUUGAACCUUCACGAAUAUGGAGACUACUUUGAAUGCCUUGCAAUAGAUCAUAGCAUCGACGAUGUGCACCUUCAAGGAAAGUACUGCAUUGUCGGCGUGCCUCUAACUCAAUAUAAUCUUGUUCAAACCAUUCCUAUGAAGUCAAUGAUUUCAAAAUUCCCGCUUCCCGGUACCAAGCUACUUAAUAAUAUGGUGCUACAGUUCGCUAAUAUUGCACAAGAUGGUAUGUCUAAUAGCUCUUUUGCCAAGUAUCCUUCGGCGAGAGUUAACCUCGGCGUAUGUGUGCCGAGACCGUGCACGGUGCAAGAAGUGUACAGUUUUAUAAACUCAUCAAUACCUCUGCCAAAUAUACCGUUUAAGGAGGUGAAACCAAACCGCUUGCUUAGUGGUUUUUCCAUAUAUAGCAACACAAGAAGCCUUCUCACCUUCCGCAGUGACAGUACCACCCUCGAAUGCGUGGAUGGUAUACGAGCUCUCUCUAUGUUAUGGGUGAUUUGCGGACACACAUACAUCGUUGGGUUUUUUCCAGCGAUACAUAAUGGAAUUGAUACUAUAAGGUGGUCAACUAAAACGAUAAGUUCGUGGAUACACGCUGCACCAAUGAUGGUAGACACAUAUUUUCUACUUUCUGGAAUAUUCUGUAUUUAUGGAAAGCCAGUCGAUUAUACAGCCAAAAACUUCAUUAAAAGCCUCCCGAAAUUCUACAUCUAUCGCUACCUGAGGUUGUUUCCACUCCUCGCGGCAACAGUACUUCUCCAAGCGUCAGUUCUCAACUGGAUAGCUGAUGGUCCCAACUGGGUUGGAAUGGCCCACGCAACUCAGCAGUGUAGAGAGUUGUGGUGGGCAACGUUGCUGCAUAUACAAAACCAUUAUACUUUGACGAGAAACUUCUAUAUGCUGUUUUCUUCUUUCCAGUGUCUCAUACACUCUUGGUACGUGGCAGUGGAUACACAGCUUUACUUCCUCAGUCCAAUUAUAAUCGUGUUUCUAUUUGGCUCAGAAUAUAUAUCUUGGAUUGUUUACGUCAUCAUCGCUUGGAUAAUGUCAUUAGGAUGGAUGGUGUCUUGUGUGAUUGCGAUAUUUAAAACGGUGAAGACGCCAUACGAGCUCGACUAUUUCGAUAUAACUUUGAACGCUAUUAUGAGACCAUUGUGGGGUCUGGCUGUAGCUUGGAUCAUUUUUGCCUGCGUUUCCGGAUAUGGAGGUCCAGUAAACUGGUUUCUAUCCUUGCCAGUUUGGAAAUUCCCAUCCCGAGUAUCAUACGCAGUAUACUUGGUGCAUUUUGAAGUGAUGAUAUUGAAGGCAAUGAGCGCACAGAAGACCAGAUAUUUCACUGACAUUGAGACGAUGUACCGUUGCGCAUCAGACGUGGCUCUCUCUUUAACUAUAGCAUUCGUUUUAUGCGUUCUAGUGGAUGCACCGGUCAAUAGAUUUAUGAGAAUCGCUUUUGCAUCCAAAGAGAGACCACAAGAGCCAACAGACGAUUCUACUUUAUCUUGUAAUGAACGUAAAACAAAAUUAUAG